Messenger RNA from Harpia harpyja (harpy eagle), 486 nucleotides. Its product is annotated as ras and EF-hand domain-containing protein-like. NCBI's taxonomy places the organism in Eukaryota, Metazoa, Chordata, Aves, Accipitriformes, Accipitridae. The record is from RefSeq and is a predicted model, not a curated record. The coding region runs from base 1 to 486 and encodes 161 amino acids. Gene Ontology annotation, molecular function: GTPase activity; GTP binding. The transcript is spliced from 5 exons.
AUGGCAUCUGUCACACAGCAGGCCUCUGGCCCCCUGACAGGUGAAGCAGAUGGACCCAGCAGCUCUCCCAGGCACUUCAUCAAGAAGAAGCUUCCUGCCUUUGCACCGGAGAUAAAGCAGCUGCUGGUGGACAGGGAGCAAACCACGUUACAGAUCUGGGACACAGCUGGGCAGGAGAGAUACCAGAGCAUCACCCAGUGCUACUUCCACAAAGCCCACGGUGUGCUGCUCCUCUACAACAUCAGCUCCCCAAGCAGCUUCCUCAGCUUCUGCCAGUGGAUUGAGGACAUCAAGGCCACAGAGAGGCCGCUGCCACUCAUGCUGGUGGGGAACAAGACAGACCUGCGGCGCAGCCUGCCAGAGGCAGCGGGGGUCCGCACAGCCCACAGGCAGCAACUGGCCAUGGCCCACGGCUCCCUGUUCUGUGAGACCAGCGCCAAGGACAGCACCAAUGUGGUGGAGGUGGUGCUGCACCUUGCCCAGUGA